Molecule: messenger RNA, 1419 nt
Organism: Akanthomyces muscarius
Lineage: Eukaryota; Fungi; Ascomycota; Sordariomycetes; Hypocreales; Cordycipitaceae
Exons: 4
Coding region: 1-1419 (472 amino acids)
Source: RefSeq, a predicted model, not a curated record
AUGGGGAAUAAGCGUCAGCCGUUUGAAUUUGUUCCCGUGUCUGGAACAAACAUUAAAGGCGAUGCAGCGACGCGAAAACGCGUGAGGAGUCGUGCCCAGGCCGACUACCGGCGAAAAAACCCACCCGCACCAAAGCCUGCACUGAACGACCACUUUGACGUCGGACAAUGGCUACGCGUACUAUCUCAUGAUAUAAGUGCUAUCGAACCGACAGCACUGAAAGCUUCGCCAGCGGCAGCACAGCGCAGCGCGUCUUCGAAUGGCACCGUCGCGCGGUUGUCGCCCUUUGAGCGCAAGGGUUCAGAUGUUUUUCAGCUCAUGAACACAGCGGAGCGAAAUCGUGCCCAGAUACUCUGGCAGCAUUUGUAUGGAGGGACGUGCGUCGUGUUCAAGUCGAUGGUCGAGAUUGGCUUCCUCGAUCUCCUGCAGGAAUCAGCGGCACUUACUCAGAUGCUUUCAUCGUCGGCCUGGCACAUGAGGAACGAAACAGAGGCAAAUUCGGAAAACAAACUGGACUAUGCCAGAUACUCGGUCAUGGCGACUUCUUCGCUGCGCCACAUGCUCUCCGAUCCGUCCAAACGAGUCACACUCGAAACCGUGAUAGCGAUCCUGACGUUUGCAGCCUAUGCGAACUUGACGAGUGAUCCCAAUCUGGUCAAUAUUCAUCUCGAUGGUCUAUGUCACGCACUCAGCUAUGUGGGUGGUCUGCAAUCCAUCGACAGUCUACCCGUCAUCCGGACAAUGGUCUACUGGAUCGAUUUGCGGGCCGCCUUUCUACAGGAUGUCGAACCGCGGUUCCCUCAGCCUAUGACUAUACUAGCCCAGCGGAGCAAGAUUGUCCCUGUGCAGGCAACUGGACUCGUCCCAGAUCUACCCGACGAUGUACAAAUAUCCUUUAUAUGCGAAAGUAUUGAAAAGCUCAAUAUCGUGAUACAGUGUCGACUUGAGACAGCCGGGGAUGGCCUUUGGGGUGACGUUCUAUUCCCGCAGUUUCAUCUUGCACCCAUAUUACACGUCCUGCUUUCAAUGUCGAGAGCUAGCGUGAUGAAUAGCGCAUCCGCGCACAGCAAAGAACUUUUUCGCCUGGCGGCUGUCCUCUAUCUUUGCAAACUAUGGACCCUGUUCGGCAUGGACAUGGUCGGAGAUGCCCGGUACGUGGCUAAAUUGGAGCUGUCCUGGACGCAGCAGGACCUUUCUCUCAUCUGGUGCUUUGAAAGGCCCCUCUUUCUCUGGACAAUUCUCGUCUCUUGCACGUACGAAAAAGCACCAGUUGAGAUGCGACGAGAAAUGGUCCAUUUGCUACAAGAACAUGGCUGGCAAUAUCAUCAGCCUCUCGGCGUCGUUCCCCGAAGCCUAUGGAGCGAGUCAGCCCUCGGCUCCCCCGACCCCAUUCUCCAAUGCGGCGAGUCCUCAACAUAA